Molecule: messenger RNA, 327 nt
Organism: Trichoplax adhaerens
Lineage: Eukaryota; Metazoa; Placozoa; Uniplacotomia; Trichoplacea; Trichoplacidae
Exons: 2
Coding region: 1-327 (108 amino acids)
Source: RefSeq, a predicted model, not a curated record
AUGGCCAUUGAACGACAACGAGAAAAUUCACGACCGUCUAAUUCGCCUGCUAACGACGCCAGAAAGAGGUCAUUGCUUAUCAAUCAACGACGCUACUUUAUCGCCGCAGUAGCUCUACUUUCCAUUUCCUCAGUACUUGGUUUGGUCACCAUGGCCGUCAACAUCGUGAGUUCAGUCUUGCAAAAAUACCAAUUGGCCUACCGAAUUUUAUAUUAUUCUAUCAGUGGACAAGUUAUUUUUGAUGGAGUUGCUGCGGUGGUACUGCUUUAUAUUUAUAAAAGAGCCUCAUCAGAUGGCAGAAAAUUUGUAAGUCUGGCUUAUAAAUAG